Molecule: messenger RNA, 4707 nt
Organism: Acanthochromis polyacanthus (spiny chromis)
Lineage: Eukaryota; Metazoa; Chordata; Actinopteri; Pomacentridae
Gene: pard3ba
Product: par-3 family cell polarity regulator beta a
Biological process (GO): intracellular protein localization; establishment of centrosome localization; establishment or maintenance of epithelial cell apical/basal polarity
Cellular component (GO): cell cortex; apical plasma membrane; adherens junction
Molecular function (GO): phosphatidylinositol binding; protein binding
Source: RefSeq, a predicted model, not a curated record
CAGUUUGUUUUGUUUGGGUGUUUCGGCACAAAGCUCAACAUGACACAAACUCCCACUUAGCGCUCGUAAUCGCCGUUUUAUCCCCUCCAUUCCAGCUGUAAACAAGAUGUCCUCUGAGGUGUUUCGUACCUGACUCUUCUCGGUAACGUCGGACGGCUGAACUUCUCCGUGAUUUCAUCCCGACCGGAGACACCUGUUGCUCCAGUUUCGCCUCACAGGUGUCACUUUCUGUCCGACAGCGAGCAGCUCCGGGUCCACAGGGAAAGCCGGCGACACUCGGACAUAUUUUUUUUCUUGCCCCUACAAAUUCAGGGAAAAACAUUUGAAUUUGUGUUAUGAAAGUGACGGUAACUUUCCAGGACACCGCUGUGGUGGUUCCCUGCAAGGCUGGAUGGACGGUCCGGGAUCUGGUCGAUCAAGCCACGCGGAGGUACCACCGGAUUCAACAGCAGCAUGGGGACAACGCUGUGAAGACCCACCACUUGGAGUACGCUGAAGGAGGCAUCCUGGACAUGGACGACCUGCUGAGCGAUCUGGUGGAAGACAGAGACAAGCUGGUGGCAGUGUUUCAUGAAGUCCAGCCCGAGAGGAUGGACAGUCCAAGAGAGAGCAUGUCCAACGGCUACUCCAGCGCCGCCCCGAGUCCAGAGCCCCUCCACUACUACUCCCACCUCGAGUACCAGGAGCCGGGCAGAGGAGAGAUCGAAGUCAACGAAGCCAUCCUCAAAGCCAAUACUCCACUGUUGGUGAGGAGCAGCAGUGACUCUGCUUUGGCUCCACCCUAUGAGGCGACACCUACACCUCCACCUCCACCUGAUGACCAAAGCAGCGGGUCUCCAGAACCGGAGAUCAACAAUGCACUGAGAGGAGCUCUGGACCGACUGAGCGCAGACGACCUUCCCGCCAAGAUGAGCCAGGUCAACUACAGUGCUCUGACGAGGACGGUUGAGUUCUCGGGUCAUCAGGGGCCCCUGGGAAUCCACGUGGUCCCCUACUGCUCCUCUCUCAGUGGACGGACCCUGGGCCUCCACAUUAAAGGCAUCGAGGAAAACAGUCGCUCCAAGAGAGAGAAUAUCUUCAAGGAAGACGAGGCUAUUGUUCAAAUCAACGACACACCGCUCCAGGACAAGACCUUCGCACAAUCACAGGAGGUGUUCCGUCAAGCCAUGUCCAGCUCUUCAGUGCGUCUGGAGGUCCUACCAGCCGCCAACAAGCCACGAUACGAGAAGAGCCUUAUCGGCCAGCUUUUCACCGGCGACAGCAAAGACACCACGGCAAAAUCAAAGAGCCCCAUGCUGGUCCGUCCUAAAACCGACUCCCAUCCAGAGCUCAGACUAGAUCCCAAAGUGACUGCCAAAUCAGAGGUGAAGCGACCAGACAAUCGAGCCAAAACCCCAGAGCCAGCUAUGCUAAGAGCGUCACCAGUAGAGCACCAGUCUGGUCCUAGCUCUUUGGAGAGAGUUUCUCCAACACCUCCAUCUACGGUGGCGAGCUCAUCUCCGAUACCCAGAACCGACAACCAGAGCCCACUGACCACUAAGAGUCCUGUUUUGCCCGGCCUGCCCAGCCUCACCAACAAGAAGGGUGGCAAGAGGAUGAAGAUCGACCUGAAGAAGGGCGCAGAGGGUCUGGGCUUCACCGUGGUAACCAGGGACUCCACCGUCCACGGGCCGGGGCCGAUCUUGGUGAAGAACAUCCUGCCGCGCGGUGCAGCCAUCAAGGACGGCCGCCUGCAGCCCGGAGACCGCAUCCUGGAGGUGAAUGGAGUGGACAUGACAGGCCGUAGCCAGGAGGAACUGGUGGCCAUGCUGCGCAGCACCAAGCAGGGAGAGAAUGUGUGUGUGGUGGUGGCGCGGCAGGAGGACUUCUUCCUGCCUCGGGAACUGAAAGGUGAGGAGGUGAGCAGUCUGGUGUUGGAGGACGGAAGGGAGCAGCUGAUGUACGAGAUCCCCCUGAAUGAAACGGGCUCGGCCGGCUUGGGGAUCAGCCUGAAGGGGAACAAGUCCAGAGAGACCGGAGAGGACCUGGGGAUCUUCAUCAAGUCCAUCAUACAUGGAGGGGCCGCUUACAAGGAUGGCCGGCUGAGCGUCAACGACCAGCUGAUAGCGGUGAACGGAGAGUCGCUGCUCGGACACUCCAACCACACCGCCAUGGAGACGCUGAGGAGGUCCAUGUCGUCGGAGGGAAACGCCAGAGGAACCAUCCAGCUGGUGGUGCUCCGAAUGCCCAGACAGGGCCAGCAGAUGCGGAGUGCCAGCCCUUUACCGAGCACAAACGUCUCCGCCGCCCAUCAGCCCAACAUCCCAGCGGGCUCCAGAAGCAAUCAGGAGCCCUGGGGCCAUGAUGCGUACCAGAGACCUUCAGGACCCUCUAGACCUCCAAGCGCAGAGUCUCCUCUGAACGACGCAACGACGACCAACAGCUACGCAUACAGCAGCUCUGGAAGCGCUCCGCAUCCCGCUGCGGCCACCAAUGGCGGCCACGGUCACUACGGCAACGACGACGAGGAGCCCGAGCAAGACUUCCCCCCGCCACCUUCCCCUGGAGCUGUGGAGGAAAUGAACAGAGACUUGCCACUAACUCCUCCUCACCCCAGCGAGUUUCAUUCGCUGCCCCACACAGCUGAGGCUUUCUACGCAAACAGCCGACUCGCUAAUGACAAGGACAACGUGCCUCGCAACAGGGCGUCCAAGAGCAUGGACAUGGUGGCCGAUGAGAGCAACGUGGGAUCGCUGGCGGAGCAGAGGAAUGAGCCUUCAGCUGGACGAGCUUUAGGCCCAACCCUGGGCCUCUGGAAGUCCAGCUCCCUGGAGAGCCUCCAGACGGCCAUGUCGGAGGUCAAGCAGAGUCACAUUCAAGCUCAGGUGCCCUUCCACCGCCCGCGACCACACAUGGUCCGGGGGCGCGGAUGCAACCAGAGUUUCCGCAUCGCCAUCGACAAGUCCUACGACGGACCUUCUGAAGACGACGACGACCUGUCAGAGCACAGCUCCGGCCACGAAACACCCGCCAGCAGCUCCUCUCGCCAGGGACUGGACGAGGACGGAAAGAAGAAGAAGAAAACCAAGCCGAAGAAAAAAGACAAGAAGAGCAAAGGGAAGAAGAAACCGGAAGACUCUGUGGACGACCCGGAGAAGAAAACCAAGAAGAAGGGAUUUGGCCUCUUAAGGUUUGGAAAGAAGAAAGAAGACAAGAGCAAAGACGCAGCAAAAACAUCAAAAAACAAACUGGAGGCCCUGAGUGAAGAGGAGCUGGACAGGAUCCCUGACAGCAGAGAUGGCUAUGACCCACGUUACGCUGAAAUCCACUCCGGCCACGUCACUCCCGACCCGGCUUCCUUCCCGGACGUGGAGGACGACGACGGCGACCCCAACUACGCCCGCAUCAACAACUUCCGCCAGCCGCCGUCUCCCCAGUCGUUCAUCAGUCGCACGCCCUCCCCUUCGGCACCCAUCGGGGGUCCUAACCCGCCUCGAGCGUCCUCCGAAGAACUGGAUGGGCUCUACGCCAAGGUCAACAAGUCCAGACCCCCGCCUGCUCUGCAGAACCAAGCCCAGGCAGACAGCAGCGAUCAGCGAGUCCAGGGGUUGCGCCGGGAAUACCAGCAGGCCCGGGCCGCUCCGGCCUACGAAGAGCUGGAAGUAGCACGACGCCGAGUCCUGGAAUAUGAUCCUAACAGGAUGGCACCCAGAGGAGCCGAGUCUCGCCCCGAGCCCCGGUACGAAGAGGUGGACCGACAUUACGGCGCUCAGCCCAGGAGGGAUCCGUAUGAUUACCCGACACACUCCAGACCUGUGCCCAGAGAUCAGGCGCUCUACCCCAGCAGCUACCACGACCCUCCAGCUCCCAGCUACCCUGGCCGAGUGCCGCUUCCUCAGCCGGGCUCCCACUCCCAGCAGGCACCCGGCAACCCACGCUACUACCCCUCAUCCCACACCGGGCAGCCGCACCGUGCGGCGGUGAGGCAGGACGUCCCGCCUUCUCCUGGCGUGGGCCGGAGAGGGCGGCAGCGCUACGGCGACGGCUACCGGCAGCAAAGCCCCGGCCGCUACGCCAGCCCAGACCGGUUCCCCGAUCGCUAUCAGUACGAAGAUGGAAGGCAGCCCGACCCGAGACGGAAGAGCCCCGCCAUAGGUGCAGUCUGAAAGGUCGUAGCCCCUAAAAGCUCCAAAGCUGCCACAUUUGAGAACCAUAUGAGCUAAACUACCAACCGAAUCGAUGAAAGCUGAGAGGAUAAAACAGUGAAGGACUCGUUUGUGUGUGUGUAUAUAAAUGUUGGAGCUGCCUGUGUGUAACAUGAUAGAGAUUAUUUUAUGAAGAAAUUAAGGGCAGUUCAGUUGAUUACACUGAUACAUAGCAUAACAUAGUGCCAAAUGUUGAAUAUAAAUCAAAUAUAUACGCAGCGCUGACUUGCAUUUUGCACAAAGUGAAGGAACUGAAGAGGGAUCACCUUGACCAGUCGCACCGCUGGAACACAACAGAAGCAGGAAGGUAAAGCAGGCAAACAGGAGAAGGAAGAACCCUCUCCAUCAAAGUGUCUUCUCGCCCUUGAUGUUUUGUCGCUUGGACUUCCUCCCCAUCCUGCUGUCGCACCGGGAUUGUUUUGUUUUUUUUCUAUCCUCGCCUUUGAUUAUCCGGAUGUGUCUGAUGUGUGUAAUUGCAUUGCAGAUGAGUUUAUUAGUGACAAUAAAAAUGUAGAAAUCCUGA